GCGGGGGGCGUGGCCUGGUGGGAGGAGGCAGCAGGAGAUCGAGGCCGGGGACACGUACGGAGCGGAGCGCGGCGGUGACGGAGGCGGCAGCCAGUGCAGUUCCCCGAAGCGAAGGGUGCAUCCCACCCACCUGCCAGCGCCAUGGACGUGUUCAACCGGAACAUUGACUUCAACGCGCUCUUCAAGUUUUCCCACAUCUCUGCCUCCACCCAGCAGCACCUGAAGAGGGUCUAUGCCAGCUUUGCUCUCUGCAUGUUUGUGGCAGCAACCGGAGCCUACAUCAAUGUGGUGACCCAUCUGCUCCGGUUCAACCUACUCUCGGGCCUGGGCUCCCUGGGACUGCUGAUCUGGCUGAUGGCCACGCCCCACAGCAGGGAGACGGAGCAGAAGAGGCUGGGGAUACUGGCUGGCUUUGCCUUCCUGACUGGAGCCAACCUGGGUCCUCUCCUGGAAAUGUGCAUCACCAUCAACCCUAGCAUCAUCCCCACGGCCUUCCUGGGCACCGCUGUGAUCUUCAGCUGCUUCUCCCUGAGCGCCCUCUACGCCAGGCGUCGCAGCUUCCUGUACCUGGGGGGGUUCCUGCUCUCUGGCCUCUUCCUGAUGCUGCUCUUCUCUUUGAUCAACGUCUUCGUGGGGUCCACUUGGCUGUUCACGGCUAACCUGUACCUUGGGCUGAUGGUCAUGUGCGGGUUCGUCCUCUUCGACACACAGCUCAUCAUCGAGAAGGCAGAGAGUGGGGACAAGGAUUACAUCUGGCACUGUGUGGAUCUCUUCCUGGAUUUCAUCAACAUUUUUCGGGAGCUCAUGAUCCUGCUGGGGAUGAACGAGAACAAGAAGAAGAAGGAGAAGUGAAGCGACGCCAGGUGCCGGUUGGGUGGAGCCCCCAUCCCCCCCAUCUCCUGCCCCCCAACACAUUAAAGGGGCUGUGCUCUGCCAGCCACAGGCAGCCAGUCGCUUUCCUAUUUUGUGGGUUGUUUUCUCUUGUUUGAGCUUAUUUUGAUUAGAAACCAGCUGUUUAGCAGCUCCUCCUCCUGGAGUUUGGUUUCCUCUUCCUGCCCGCAGCUUGCUCCUGGGGAGACCUGGGCCAGCCACAUGCAGGCAUCCCUUCCCCCGCAGCUCCUGCCCCCCCCGUGCCCCCCCGCCCCCCCCUCAGCUCCACUGGCUGAAUCUUUCCAGGGGUUGGGUCCUUCAAAGGCUUCUCUCCCCUCGUAGCGAGAGUGGGGCCAGGAGCCUGGCCGUACAGGGCUCUGCCUAGAGCCGCCAUGGCGGGGAGUUCUUAGUCUCCUACCCCCAGAUCCUAAGAGCCCAGACACCUCCAUCUUACAGCAGCCCUGCCCACCCUGGCCUUUCAUUCAGCUGCAGCCAGGGCCAGAGUGUCUGGCCGGGUUCGCAGUGCACCCCUCUUCCCAGGAGCUGCACGCCCGGCAUUGUCCAGAGCCACUGUGGACUCGGCUCCUAGAACUGCUUUGGUUCCAGCUCCGGGGGAUGGGGGGGCUUUGUACUGGCCCUGGCCCAGCAGAGAGAUUAGUCACCUCCCCCACGUGGGACCAGCCAUGCAGCAGGCCGAGGAGCUCCCCAGCUAGGCUCCGUCAGUAACAGGACCUGCUCCGCGCCCCUCUCUGCAAUGGGCAGUCUCCCCGCAUCCCGUCCCAAGGCUGCGGCGUCGUCCCCCAGCCAGGCACCCUCUCCCCUAGCAGGUACCCCAGACGUUUUUCUGAAGCUCCAGGUUUCUCCCUGGCUGAUGGGCCCUUUUCCCCUCCCCUGAGGCCAAACUCCACCUCUGCUUGCUCGGGAUAAAGGAGUCGUGCGCUCUCGCUCCCUCUAGAACCAGUGCCAAGAAUCACAGUGUAAGAAAUAAUCUACUUUUAAAGAGACAUCUAACAGGUUUUAAUACCAUAACGAGUGUAAUUAUCUUUCUCUUCUGUUUCAUCAGUUGACAGCCCUGGCUGCGUUCUAUAACUCAUACUGUGAAGACAAAGGUGUUUUGAUUCAGAAAUAAGAAAUCUCCAUAGUCUUACUUUGUACAAAAAAUAAAUAAAAAUCCUCAAACUUUAACCUUUA
Caretta caretta (loggerhead turtle) is the source of this 2061-nucleotide messenger RNA. RefSeq names its product transmembrane BAX inhibitor motif containing 6 (gene TMBIM6). Gene Ontology annotation, cellular component: mitochondrial membrane. Gene Ontology annotation, biological process: cellular response to unfolded protein; negative regulation of RNA splicing; negative regulation of apoptotic signaling pathway. The record is from RefSeq and is a predicted model, not a curated record. Lineage: Eukaryota; Metazoa; Chordata; Testudines; Cheloniidae. Gene Ontology annotation, molecular function: enzyme binding.